Molecule: messenger RNA, 2174 nt
Organism: Cyprinodon tularosa
Lineage: Eukaryota; Metazoa; Chordata; Actinopteri; Cyprinodontiformes; Cyprinodontidae
Gene: mapk14a
Product: mitogen-activated protein kinase 14a
Exons: 12
Coding region: 238-1311 (357 amino acids)
Biological process (GO): intracellular signal transduction; protein phosphorylation
Cellular component (GO): nucleus; cytoplasm
Molecular function (GO): MAP kinase activity; ATP binding
Source: RefSeq, a predicted model, not a curated record
AAGAACCGUCUCCGGACUAAAUAAACGUGAGUUCAGGAGUGCACACAACAGCGCAGCAACUUUUUCCAAGAACACAGCUUAACAAAGUACACCGUGUAGUUCUCCUGCCACAAGGAGCUGUUAAUAAUUUUUUUCUUUGCAUUAUUCGGGUGAAGCGGAGCUUUCUCUCAGCUUGGAAUAAAUAAGCAGCUCGGGGCAAGAAAAGACAUUUGGUGGUCGACGGUUGGUUCUGCAGGAAUGUCGCAGAAAGAAAGAUCUGGAUUUUACCUACAAGAGGUCAAUAAAACGAUAUGGGAAGUCCCGCGGCGGUACCAGGAUCUGUCCCCGGUGGGCUCUGGUGCCUAUGGAUCAGUUUGCUCUGCAUAUGAUGAAAAACUGGGUUUGAAGGUUGCAGUGAAAAAGCUCUCCAGACCUUUUCAGUCCAUCAUCCACGCCAAAAGAACUUACAGAGAGCUACGGCUCCUUAAACACAUGAAGCAUGAAAAUGUCAUUGGCCUCUUAGAUGUUUUCUCUCCUGCUACAAGUCUAAAAGAGUUCAAAGAUGUGUAUCUCGUGACUCAUCUAAUGGGAGCAGAUCUAAACAACAUUGUGAAAUGUCAGAAACUCUCAGAUGACCACGUGCAGUUCCUCAUAUAUCAGAUCCUCCGAGGAUUGAAGUACAUCCACUCAGCGGGCAUCAUUCAUAGAGAUUUGAAACCUGGCAACCUUGCUGUAAAUGAAGAUUGUGAGCUGAAGAUAUUGGACUUCGGCUUGGCACGGCACACUGACGAUGAGAUGACUGGCUACGUGGCCACCCGCUGGUAUCGUGCUCCAGAGAUCAUGUUAAACUGGAUGCACUACAACAAGACGGUUGAUAUUUGGUCCGUGGGUUGCAUCAUGGCAGAGCUGCUCACGGGGAAGACUCUGUUUCCUGGCACAGACCACAUAAACCAACUUCAGCAAAUAAUGCGUCUGACAGGAACCCCCCCAGCAGCACUAAUAAACAGGAUGCCCAGCCAGGAGGCUAGAAAUUAUGUCAGCUCCUUGCCUCCUAUGCCCAAGAGGAACUUUGCGCAUGUUUUUAUUGGCGCUAAUCCACAAGCUGUUGACCUUUUGGAGAAGAUGCUGAUUCUGGAUGCAGAUAAGAGGAUAACGGCAACUGAAGCUCUGGAACACCCCUACUUCUCACAGUACCAUGACCCAGAAGACGAGCCUGAGGCAGAGCCCUACGACCAGAGCUUUGAAAGCCGAGAGCUUGAAAUAGAUGAAUGGAAGCGUUUGACCUAUGAGGAGGUGUGCAGCUUUGUGCCACCUGAUUACAUGGAGGGUUGAGACGAGCUGCAACCACAACCUGCCAACAUGUGCAUUAUCAUAAAAGCCUUCAGGCACACAUCACACAAGCUAUUUCUGAGUCUAUCUAUCAUAAGAAAAGAAAACUGGACCAGCUAUGAUUAUUUAUUUACCACUGAUACUGGUCUUUGUUCAGAAAUUCCUCUUUUGCCAAAAUUUUAAAUCUGUUUAUGUAUUUAAAUUGUUUUAUUUUAACUGUUGUUGCUAUAAACUUCAACUUUUGACUGUGACUUCUGAUAUUAAGAGACCGACCUACAGCUGUGCUGAUUUGGCUUUGAAACUUUUUUGGGAAAUUUUUUUAAUAAGCUGUUUUCUAUCAAAUCAAAGACUAGAUAUGCUUGUCUACAAUUCAAGCUUUGGUACUGUUUUUUUUUUUUUUGUUUCUAUAGGUAUUCUUUUGCCUAAAAAUGAAAAUAUUUAAACAUUUCAACAAAAUCAGGCCGUCUGCCUAUUCUGUUAUCCAGGCAGUUUCAAGCCCUGCUGAAUUAAAAGACCACGUUUUUUUGUGUGUGUCUAUUUUGGACCUCCUUUAAUCUCUUUCACAAGUAUUUCUGAGCCUGUGUUGGUUACAUCUAGGUAACGUGCGCUAAAUAUAUGUACAUUUGUAUCUGGAGUUUUUGCGUAUAUGGUUGGAAAGAAAUUCAAUGAUGGCAUGUUCAUGAAGGCAUUGGUUGGUGUUGACUUUUAAGAUUUUCAAUAUCGUGCUAUUACCUGUAACUGCCUAAUGGUGUAAAACAGGGAUUUGUAUUUAUUCUAUGUGGAAUUAGUAUUUAUAAGCAAAAAUUGGUCUGCAGUUUACCAACACUUUCCACUUCUUAAACAAAAUAAACUUAUUUUUUAAGAGA